AUGGCAGCCUCCGUGGCGGAACCAUUAGUCGAUCUCAUGGUUGCACAAGGAAAGGCCAGCCAGCUCUGGCCCGAACCUCUGGAUACCCCAGGAUUUAUCCCGCGUCAUCUGAAACGCUCUGCGACAGGCCAAUUUCCCAUAUUGGAAGUUAUCCAGCGUCUACUAUAUCGACUCAAGCCAAGCGGCGUCGGCGACCUUGAAAGGAUACUUGCCCUCAUUGGUCUCUAUCAAGCUGUUAGCCCGAUAUACAAGCAUAUGAAGGAUUUGUUCAUAUGGGCUUUCACUGUUCAAGUCACAAUCCCUGAGACCGAUGCAGUAGCUAGAGAGGUUCUGGCAUGGAUGGGCGCGGAGGUGAUACUGAACAGCCACACAAGGAGUGCUAUGCUAGUCACAGGAGGCAUGCAGGACCCGAACGACGAGUUUCAUCGUCGCAUGAUGGCUGCCCGCAACCCUGGAGCUGCAGCGGACAAGUCUGACGAAGAGGUCCUAUGCCUUCCACCGAUCGGUACGCGACUAUUCUGGGUUGGCUUUCGACCCUUCCUAUUCUCUCGUCGGGGUGGAUAUGGCUACCGAAAUACCAGUGGCAUAACGGGUAACAUGGUUGAUGAAAGCGGUCAACUUCAAAACUCUCUUACCAUCAUGACCUUAGGAUGGAGUCUCAAGCCACUUCGGCAGUUUACCAGUCUUUGCCACGACUUCAGGAUCAAAAACCUCACGGGUACCACAACGGUGUAUUUUGCAGGUGAUCGCACGGACCCUUAUGGUAACGGUUGGCAGUCAGUUUCCAAGGCCAUUCGAAGGCUUGACACCAUAGACAUGGAUGAAGACAUCAAGUCAGACCUGGUAAGAGAUGCAGAAUAUUACUACAGCGAGGAGUCACGUUCCUUCUUCGCCGACUGUGGCAUCCCAUACCGGCGCGGGUAUCUCUUCCAUGGCCCUCCGGGCACUGGCAAGAGCUCAUUCAGUGCUGCUUUAGCGGGCCAUCUUAGCUGUGACAUCUACCACAUUAAUCUAUCAACCGGUAACAUCAGCGAUGGAACACUUCACCGCUUGUUCUUGGGUCUUCCACGCAAAUGUGUAGUAGUGUUGGAAGAUAUCGACUCUGCUGGUAUCGGUCGCGAACAAGGACCGGACGAUGGAACGGAAGCACUUAAACAAGCGGAGUCGGCUUUUGCUGAUACUCAUAGUCUUACAGGUGCUGUGGGACCACCACCACAACUUAAGCAUGGCCGCGCUCUCCGGCGCGGCAACACGGUUACACUAAGUGGCUUGCUAAAUGCCAUUGAUGGAAAUGCUUCCCAAGAAGGUAGACUGUUGAUCAUGACCUCUAACGCACCCGACACCUUGGAUGCGGCUCUGACACGUCCCGGUCGCAUCGAUAAGAAAGUCUACUUUGGGAACAUGGACGCCAGUGCUGGCAAGAGCAUUUUCAAGCGCCUGAUUGGUCGAUCUGCUCUAGCUCAUGAUUCGGCCUUUACCGUGGAGCAGAUCGAGCAGUGGGCGACAGACUUUGCCGCUAGAAUGCCGAAUAACACUUUCUCCCCAGCGCAGGUACAAAACUAUCUUCAAGGUUGUCGAGGCGACCCUAUCAAAGCUUUAAACGAUAUUGACGCCUGGAUCGCUGAGAACAAACUCGAAACUGAAACAUCGGAAGAUAGCCAUAACACUACUCAGAACGGCAUGGCCUCCACCGUUUUGGCCAAGGAGGUCCCGGAUGGUAGUGAGUCGAACAAGCCUAUCUUCUCUGGUACUAUAGAUUGA
Messenger RNA from Alternaria atra, 1761 nucleotides. RefSeq lists its product as uncharacterized. The transcript has a single exon. Gene Ontology annotation, molecular function: ATP binding; ATP hydrolysis activity. Gene Ontology annotation, biological process: protein insertion into mitochondrial inner membrane from matrix; mitochondrial respiratory chain complex III assembly. Lineage: Eukaryota; Fungi; Ascomycota; Dothideomycetes; Pleosporales; Pleosporaceae. The record is from RefSeq and is a predicted model, not a curated record. The coding region runs from base 1 to 1761 and encodes 586 amino acids. Gene Ontology annotation, cellular component: mitochondrial inner membrane.